AUGUCUCAGCAGAAACCUAUCUUCGUUGCGACCCAUCCCCGGGCUUGCUCGACAGCUUUUGAACGGGUCUUCAUGACCCAGCGUGAUACAAUCCAAUGUAUCCACGAGCCUUUUGGCGACGCAUUCUACUACGGUCCAGAGCGGCUCUCAGAUCGGUAUGAGGCCGACGAGCAGGGCCGUCUGGAGAGUGGAUUCAGCGACUCAACGUAUCGGACUAUCCUCGAUAGGAUUGAGCGCGAGGGGCGGGAGAACGAGGGCAAGAGAAUCUUCAUCAAAGAUAUCCUCCACUAUCUCCUGCCGCCACACGCCAAACCUGCCAGUAUUGCUCCCUCUCUCAACAGGAUCAAGCGCGGCGUUGGUACCGAAACCGCCAACCCUGACUUCCAAGCGGCCGUUGGCAUGAACGGAACCGAAUCCUCCGUAGCCAACGGCCACCCUGCCGAUGAGGUAAAUGGCAGCAGUAGUGGAAAGAAGCAGGACAGUGCUCCCUACCCCUACCCUACAGCCGCAGAGCCAGGCAAUCCCACGGUGAUACCGAAGGAAAUCCUGCAAAGCUUCCACUUUGCUUUCCUCAUCCGCGACCCACACUACAGCGUGCCUUCGUACUACCGCUGCACGAUCCCGCCGCUAGACGCCACAACAGGAUUCACCUACUACGACCCCGCCGAGGCCGGGUACGACGAGAUGCGUCGGUUCCUCGAGUACCUGCACCACGAGGGCCUGGUGGGGCCUCACAUUGCCACGCGCGAGACAGACGCCGACGAGAUCCUUUCCAACUCAAAGAGCGGCGGCGCAAAGCAUAAGCCUGUAUCAAGCCCGAGCGCAAAUGUCGGUGUGGAGAUUUGCGUCGUCGAUGCGGACGAGAUGCUUGAUAGCCCGGCUCCCAUGAUGGAGGCAUUCUGCCGCAGCGUCGGCAUCCCGUAUACCGAGGCAAUGCUCAACUGGGACAACGAAAGUGACCAUGAGCACGCGAGAGAAGCGUUUGAAAAGUGGAAGGGGUUCCACAAUGAUGCGAUUGAUUCGAGGGGAUUGACUGCGAGGUCACACCCCCGUGCGCCUAAGUCCGAAGCAGAGUUCGACGCCGAGUGGCGCGAAAAGUACGGAGACGAAGGCGCCGCCCUGAUCCGGAAGACCGUCGACGCAACCAUGGAGGACUACCUAUUCCUCAAGCAGUUUACCAUGAAGGUAUAG
Messenger RNA from Aspergillus versicolor CBS 583.65, 1191 nucleotides. RefSeq lists its product as uncharacterized. The transcript is spliced from 4 exons. The record is from RefSeq and is a predicted model, not a curated record. The coding region runs from base 1 to 1191 and encodes 396 amino acids. NCBI's taxonomy places the organism in Eukaryota, Fungi, Ascomycota, Eurotiomycetes, Eurotiales, Aspergillaceae.